AUGAAGUCAAUAUUUUUUACUGUGACCUUAUUGGCGCUGUCAACAGCUACGCCCUCCUUUAAGGAUGAAUGGACAUCUUUCAAGAAACAACAUGGAAAAUCUUACAAAAGCCAAGCUGAAGAGAACCUUAGGUUGUCGGUUUUCAUGGACAAUAUGAAGUUCAUUGAAGAACACAAUGCCCGGUUCGAAGCUGGCAUGGAAACAUACUAUCUCAGGAUGAACAGUCUUGGAGACAUGCUCUCCGAAGAAGUCAGCUUUUUCCUGUUAGGUCUAAACGAAGACUACAGCGAUGGAAUUGAACAACCGAUGGAAUUUAUUCCUCCUGCUAACAUUGCUAUUCCUGAAUCAGUAGAUUGGAGGAAGAUAGGAGCAGUUACACCCGUCAAGUCCCAAGGGCAUUGUGGAUCAUGCUGGGCAUUCAGUGCUACCGGAUCUAUGGAAGGCCAGCUGUUCAGGAAAACUGGUAAACUUAUACCCCUCAGCGAACAACAACUGAUAGAUUGCGAUAGAGGUCUUGACAAUGGAUGUGGAGGAGGAUUAGCGUUUCACGCAUUCCGUUAUCUCAAGGAUAGAGGAUUGCAAAGUGAGGAUACGUAUCCGUACGAAGCUAAGGACAACAAAUGUAGGUUCAAUGAAAGGAAGGUAGUAAAUGGAACUAAAGUCAGAUCAUGGACCAUCAUAAGAAACGGCGAUCUUGACGCUCUCCAAAAAGCUGUGGCUACUGUAGGCCCGAUAUCAGUAUCUAUCAACACUAAGAGCAAAAGUUUUAGAUUCUACGGAGGAGGUAUUUUGACUGGCGAUGGAUGCGAUCCGUCGUCAGUGAACCACGCAGUGCUGUUGGUAGGCUACGGAUCCGAAAACGGAAAGGACUACUGGAUUGUCAAGAACUCCUGGAACACCUGGUGGGGAGAGAAGGGAUACAUAAGGUUCGAAAGGAACAGUAACAACACAUGUGGUAUAGCCACUCACCCCAGCUAUCCAUUAUUGUGA
Nezara viridula (southern green stink bug) is the source of this 990-nucleotide messenger RNA. The record is from the annotation of a GenBank genome assembly. Lineage: Eukaryota; Metazoa; Arthropoda; Insecta; Hemiptera; Pentatomidae.